Molecule: messenger RNA, 2771 nt
Organism: Strigops habroptila (Kakapo)
Lineage: Eukaryota; Metazoa; Chordata; Aves; Psittaciformes; Psittacidae
Gene: RUFY1
Product: RUN and FYVE domain containing 1
Exons: 18
Coding region: 114-2213 (699 amino acids)
Biological process (GO): regulation of endocytosis; protein transport
Cellular component (GO): cytoplasm
Molecular function (GO): metal ion binding
Source: RefSeq, a predicted model, not a curated record
UCUUGCAGGCGGCUGCCGCCACACGGCUGAGCGGGCCCCCGGGUACCUGCGGCGGGCCGGGCGCGGGGCCGCGGCUCGAUUGCUCACGGCUGGUGUCAUAUGACACGUUAAAGAUGGCUGAAGCGGGGAGUUGCACCGCAUCUGCGGCGGAGGGAAAGGAAGACUUCGAGAUUAUUGACAAAACGCAGGUCCCCAACGCGGCCGAGCUGAAAAACCAGGAACAAGGGAGAACGGAAGAAGCGAGGUGGUCUGCGCCCAUCUUGUCGCUGGCCAAGAAAGCCUCGGAAAACUUAGCGCUGAGCUAUGGCCACGCUCUGAAGUCUGCAUCUUUGGUAGGAUUCAUGUCCAAACCAGUCAGCAAUGACAGCACAGCAAAAACAACCGUGUCCCCCCACACAGGUGCACGGUGUCACGCCAUGGAGGAGCGCGCCAACCUCAUGAACAUGAUGAAGCUCAGCAUCAAAACCCUGAUCCAGUCGGCCCUGAGCCUGGGCCGGACGCUGGACUCGGACUUCCCGCCCUUGCAGCAGUUCUUCGUGGUGCUGGAGCACUGCCUCAAGCAUGGGCUGAAAGUGAAGAAGACUUUUAUUGGACAGAACAAAUCGUUUUUCGGUCCUUUGGAGCUAGUGGAAAAACUUUGUCCUGAAGCAUCAGAUAUAGCAACUAGUGUUAAAAAUCUGCCAGAGUUGAAGACUGCUGUGGGAAGAGGAAGAGCUUGGCUUUAUCUAGCACUCAUGCAAAAGAAGCUGGCAGAUUAUCUCAAAGUACUCUUGGACCAUAAGCAUCUCUUAAGUGAAUUUUAUGAACCUGAUGCAUUGAUGAUGGAGGAGGAAGGAGCAGUCAUUGUGGGUCUGCUGGUUGGACUGAAUGUUAUCGAUGCAAACCUUUGUUUGAAAGGAGAAGACCUGGAUUCUCAGGUUGGAGUGAUUGAUUUUUCCUUGUACCUUAAGGAAACACAGGACAGCGAUGGCAAACAAGAUGGAGGGAUUACAGCUGUGCUUGACCAGAAGCAUUAUGUGGAAGAACUGAACCGGCAUCUAAGUUGCACAGUUGCAGAUCUUCAGAACAAAAUAGACUGCUUAGAAAAGACCAAUUCAAAACUCCAGGAAGAGCUCGCAGCAGCCACUGACCGAAUCGGAUCCCUUCAGGAAGAGCAGCAGCAGCUAAAACAACAGAAUGAAUUGAUUCGUGAACGGAGUGAAAAAAGCGUAGAGGUAACAAAAGAGGAUACAAAAGUAGAGUUGGAUACUUACAAACAGUCACGCCAGGGCCUUGAUGAAAUGUACAGUGAUGUUUGGAAGCAGUUGAAAGAAGAAAAAAAAAUCAGGCUGGAACUAGAGAAAGAGUUGGAGCUACAAAUUGGGAUGAAAACAGAAAUGGAGAUUGCCAUGAAACUUCUGGAAAAAGAUACUCAUGAAAAACAAGACACUUUAGUUGCACUUCGGCAACAGUUAGAAGAAGUGAAGGCUAUAAACCUGCAGAUGUUCCACAAAUCUCAGAAUGCAGAGUGCUCAUUACAGCAGAAAACAGAAGCAAUAUCCUCCUUUGAAGGAAAAACAAACGAGAUGAUGUCCUCAAUGAAACAAAUGGAAGAGAGAUUGCAACAUGCAGAAAAGGCAAGGCAGGCUGCAGAAGAAAGAUGCAACAAGAUGAAGCAAGAGCUCGCUGGGAGGCUUGAUUCCUGCCGGCAGCAGAUGUCCCAGCUGGACAGCAAAUGCUCAACUCUGGAAAAGGAAUUAAAAUCUGAAAAAGAACAGAGACAGACUUUGCAAAGAGAACUACACCAGGAGAAGGAUGCUACCACCCUGCUUAAAACAGAACUGCAACAGAUGGAAGGACUGAAAAAGGAACUGAGAAAACUGCAAGAUGAGAAGCAGCAGUUAGAGAAGGUCUGUGAGGAGCAGGAGCAGGCUCUGCAAGAAAUGGGACUUCAUCUCAGCCAAUCAAAGCUGAAGAUGGAAGAUAUUAAAGAAGUAAAUAAAGCACUAAAGGGUCAUACCUGGCUGAAGGAUGACGAAGCCACACACUGCAAGCAAUGUGACAAGGAGUUCUCCAUCUCCAGAAGGAAGCACCACUGCAGGAACUGCGGGGACAUCUUCUGCAACACUUGUUCCAGUAACGAACUGGCGCUGCCGUCGUACCCGAAACCCGUCCGUGUCUGUGACACUUGUCACACGUUACUGCUGCAGCGGUGCUCCUCUAACUCCUCCUAAGGCUGCCGGAUCCUUGCCCUUUACCACGGAAAGUAGCCAUUAUUUUUGUAACUGAAUUGCAGGCAUCGCCUGUGCAGCAGGCUGCUGCUCUAUAGUGUUCUCCACUGUACCACGGCAGUGUGGACCAACUUGGAGGGAUGAUGCAAACUCAUGUUUCUCCAACUGGAAUAAUUAAGGAAACUCUAUUAAUUGUAACUUCCCUUAAAGUUCUAUUUGAAACUAAAACUUCACUUUUCUGAUUUUUAUAGAUAUUUGUAUUAAAAUUUGUAUAUGGCCUUUCUACGUCCGAUUGAUCCCACAGACGUCACUGUCGCUCUGCACAUUAACUUCAGUUCCUCCCUAAGCUGCUGUAGGUGCUCCUGUUCCUCCACGGGCUGGUGCACGGGGCCCGUGUCUGCUCCCAGUGCAGGGAGGAAAAGUCAAUUUAUGGGUUGUCUCUAGAAAGAGCUUUAUGGUGAGUGUCAAUGAAGGUGCCUUCUGGUCACUGCAGUCAGAAACUACGCAUUGUACUUGUCCUGAGUCACUGUUACACAAUAAAGCCUUUUGCAAGAACAAAAA